GAAGAAGAAGACGAUCAGCAGCUCGGCACCACAAUGACUUCCACCAGGAGACUAGGAAAGGAGCUCGAUGACAUCCGUAAAUCUGGAAUGAAGCAUUUCCGCAACAUUCAAGUGGAUGAAGCAAAUAUUCUGAACUGGCAAGGCCUCAUCGUUCCUGUGAUGAUCCAGUGUCUCAUCGCUCUGGUGAACAUCCCUCAGCCGGAGCAUCCGCUGCGUGCCGACCUGGCGGAGGAAUACACCAAAGACCGCGCCAAGUUCAUGAAGAACGCCGAAGAGUUCACAAAGAAACACAGUGAAAAGCGACCUAUGGACUGAC
Messenger RNA from Scomber japonicus (chub mackerel), 316 nucleotides. RefSeq names its product ubiquitin-conjugating enzyme E2 L3-like. NCBI's taxonomy places the organism in Eukaryota, Metazoa, Chordata, Actinopteri, Scombriformes, Scombridae. The record is from RefSeq and is a predicted model, not a curated record. The coding region runs from base 34 to 315 and encodes 93 amino acids. The transcript has 3 exons.